AUGGACGUGGACGGGGGCAACAAGCGUGUGUACAAUCGUCUCGGUGGGGACGCGAAGCACCAGAAAGUGUGCUUCCACUGGCAAGCGGGCAAGUGCAAUCGUUACCCGUGCCCCUUCUUGCACAGUGAAUUGCCCGCAUCUUCUCAUGCCAACGGGGCCUCCUCGAAGCGCGCGUACGACAAUUCGGGCCAAUCGGGCUUCUCGGGCCAGCGUGGCCGCCACAAUUUCACAAACACGUGGGGACGCGGUGGGGGGCGCGGUGGCGGUAGAGGGGUGGUGGUCAAGGCGGAAAAAGUUUGCAAUUAUUGGAUUCAGGGGAAUUGUAGUUAUGGAGAGAGGUGUAAGUUCCUUCACUCUUGGAGUGUGGGAGAUGGGUUUUCUUUGCUGACGCAGCUUGAAGGGCAUCAGAAGAAAUGUGGUUUAGCUGUGGUGACUUUAGACCUUGUUGCUGGGGAUGAAAUUGCCGUUUUUCAUGGGAUAGGUUUUGAUUUGUUGAAUGAACAGGCUGUAAGUGCAAUUGCCUUUCCCUCUGGUUCGGAUAAGCUGUAUACCGGAAGCACUGACGAGACUGCAAGGAUUUGGGACUGCCAGUCUGGAAAGUGUGUAGGUGUGAUCAAUCUUGGUGGUGAAGUAGGAUGUAUGAUCAGUGAAGGCCCUUGGGUUUUUGUUGGGAUACCCAAUUUUGUCAAGGCCUGGAACACUCAAAAUUUAAUGGAGCUAAGUCUAGAUGGUCCUGUUGGACAAGUUUAUGCCCUUGUUGUGAACAAUGAUAUGCUCUUGGCCGGUACACAGGAUGGAUCGAUAUUAGCAUGGAAGUUUAAUGUAGCUACCAACUGCUUCGAACCUGCUGCAUCACUUAAAGGUCAUUCUCGUGGUGUUGUUUCAUUAGUUGUUGGUGCUAAUAGACUUUACUCUGGGUCAAUGGACAAUACAAUAAGAGUAUGGAACCUUGAAACCUUGCAGUGUAUACAGACACUAACAGAGCACACAUCUGUUGUGAUGUCAGUUCUCUGCUGGGACCAAUUCCUUUUAUCUUGUUCCUUGGACAAAACCGUGAAGGUAUGGUAUGCUACAGAAAGCGGAAACUUGGAAGUGACGUAUACUCACAAUGAAGAACAUGGUAUACUUUUCCUAUGUGGGAUGCAUGAUUCACAAGGCAAGCCCAUUGUGCUGUGUGCUUGCAAUGAUAAUACCGUGCGCCUCUAUGAUCUGCCAUCAUUUGCAGAGAGGGGUAAGAUAUUAACUAAACAAGAGGUACGAGCAAUCCAGAUAGGGCCUAACGGCAUAUUCUUCACCGGAGAUGGUACCGGUGAAGUAAGAGUGUGGAAUUGGACAGCGGAGGCAACCACUACCCUGCAAGAAGGGAUUAAGGCUGAAGUUGGGAAGAGGCAGAAAAAGAGAGGUAAAGGGAGUGUAUGUAAUUUAAGUUUGCGGAAGUAG
Molecule: messenger RNA, 1440 nt
Organism: Sphenostylis stenocarpa
Lineage: Eukaryota; Viridiplantae; Streptophyta; Magnoliopsida; Fabales; Fabaceae
Source: the annotation of a GenBank genome assembly